Mandrillus leucophaeus (drill) is the source of this 618-nucleotide messenger RNA. It is a transcript of the gene NPPC, whose product is annotated as natriuretic peptide C. Gene Ontology annotation, molecular function: hormone activity; hormone receptor binding. Gene Ontology annotation, biological process: receptor guanylyl cyclase signaling pathway; cGMP biosynthetic process. The coding region runs from base 149 to 529 and encodes 126 amino acids. NCBI's taxonomy places the organism in Eukaryota, Metazoa, Chordata, Mammalia, Primates, Cercopithecidae. The transcript is spliced from 3 exons. The record is from RefSeq and is a predicted model, not a curated record. Gene Ontology annotation, cellular component: extracellular region.
CAGAGCGCACCCAGCCGGCGCCGCGCAGCACUGGGAGCCUGCUCGCCCUGCAGCCCAGCCAGCUUGCUCCGCACCAGCCUGCUGGUCUGCCCGCCGACCCGCGCGCCCUCGCUGCCGCCCGUCUGCGCCCCUAGACCCCAGCGGCACCAUGCAUCUCUCCCAGCUGCUGGCCUGCGCCCUGCUGCUCACACUGCUCUCACUCCGGCCCUCCGAAGCCAAGCCCGGAGCGCCGCCGAAGGUCCCGCGAACCCCGCCGGGAGAGGAGCUGGCCGAGCCGCAGGCUGCGGGCGGCGGUCAGAAGAAGGGCGACAAGGCUCCCGGGGGCGGGGGCGCCAACCUCAAGGGCGACCGAUCGCGACUGCUCCGGGACCUGCGCGUGGACACCAAGUCGCGGGCAGCGUGGGCCCGCCUUCUGCACGAGCACCCCAACGCGCGCAAAUACAAAGGAGCCAACAAGAAGGGCUUGUCCAAGGGCUGCUUCGGCCUCAAGCUGGACCGAAUCGGCUCCAUGAGCGGCCUGGGAUGUUAGUGCGGCGCCCCCUGGCGGCGGAUUGGAAACUGGCUCCGUUGUGCUGAGGUCACCUUUGGUCAUCAGCUCCGGCAUCUGGAAACACCUCC